Messenger RNA from Diversispora eburnea, 344 nucleotides. NCBI's taxonomy places the organism in Eukaryota, Fungi, Glomeromycota, Glomeromycetes, Diversisporales, Diversisporaceae. The record is from the annotation of a GenBank genome assembly.
GGCGAGGAGUUGAUAUUGAUUACUAUAGUUAUCGAAUAUGCAGAAAUGCCCUUUGGGAGAAAAAGAGGAAAUGUUAUUGGAAAGAAGAUAGUAUAGAAAUAUUACCUCGUUCAUUACAUAUAUUCUAUGAAAUGUUAUUCUCCAAAUUAAUCGGAAUAGAUAGAGAUGGAGAUAUAAUUUUAACUCGUUUUUCUGAUAAAAAUAUGGAGAAUAGCCUGAUUGAUCUAAAUGAAUAUUACAAUUCAGAAUAUUCUGAAACAGAAUCUGAAUCUAGUGAUUCUGAGAUAGAGUCUGAAUUUAGUGAUUCUGAAGUAGAGAAUGUACCUCUCCCAGUUAUAAGUUGA